AAACUAUAUCAAAAACGAUAAAAGUGAAGUUUUCCAAAUCAUUGAACAACACAUAAUGCAGCAUGCACACAAAAACUUUAGUGAUAAAAAUUUCAAUGAUAAAGCCUUCCAAGUGCAUUACCACAUAUUAAUUACCAUUUACACUUCAGCAGAUCAUAGUGAUAAGCAAACCCAUACAAAAGCAAGGGAAGCUCAACAAGAAAAUAAUUAGCAAGCAAGUGCAUAGUAACUGCACUGCAGCCUCGUAACACUGUAACACUGCCAGCUAUAAACUGCAUUAAUAUGCAUAGCAAUACUGCAAGCUUUGUGUAGUAUAUGUGCCAGGUUUACGUCAUUAAGCACGUUUUUUGAUUAACAAAUUUGGCAUGAGGAGACUAUAGUCAUGACAACAUAGAUAUAACGUCAUUAUAAUUUAUAAUCUAUGAUGACAACAACCAUAAAUCAACAAGGAGGGCCUUAUAAAGAGUGAGUGCAUGCUAGCAUACUGCUGUUAGAAGCUGCAGAGAAAAAGAUAAUGAAUACUAUCAGUGUGCAAGUUAAUGGAGCUAGUCUUUACUGUACUAUAAGAGGGAAUGGACCCCAUCCUGUACUCCUCAUUCCUGGGGCAGCAGCACCAAGCCACUGGUCAUUCUCCUCACAGUUGGAGCACUUAGGUAGAACUGGGAGUCAAUUCACAGCCAUUGCCUAUGAUCCAAGAGGAUAUGGAUACUCACACAAGGCACCUAGGACCUUCUCUGUUGCAGUACCAGAGCAUCAUCUAAAGACUGAUGCAAGAGAUGCACAUGAGCUAAUGAUAUCACUGGGAUACAGCAAGUAUUCAGUCCUUGGUUGGUGUGAUGGAGGGAUAACAGCUAUUCAUAUUGCUGCUCUCUUCCCUGAAGCAGUCAACGGGAUCAUACUCUGGGGCAGCAAGGGAUACCUCGACAAAUCUGAUAUCGAAAAGGUAGAGAGUAUCAGAGACGUUAGAAAAUUCAAUCCAAAGUUCAAGAAAGCUUUUGAAGAAGUCUACGGUAGCGAGGCAGCAUUACAAGGAUUGUGGGAUAAGUAUACUGACUCGGUUUCUGCUACUUAUUAUUAUCAUGCUCGAGAGAACAGCGGGGAAUGGUGCGAUGAGGAAAUGAAGAAAGUGAGCUGCAAAGCACUGAUAUUUCAUGGAGCAAAGGACAGCUUCACUGCACUGUCUCAUGCUAGAUACAUCAAUGAGUGCAUUGAAGACAGCGAACUCUGCAUAAUCCAAGAAGGGAAGCAUCAACUACCAGACUCCUUACAAAUAAACUCUAUCAUUGAGAAAUUCUUUAAUGAAUGCUAAAGAUACUUCCUUCACAUAUUUUUUAUACCAGGCAUGCACAUACUGAUGUACUUAUAAUUUUACUGCACUUUCAGCAUUUAAUGCAAUUUCUGCAUUUACUGUACUUUCAACAUUUCGUGUUUAUUGUACAUUUUAUACAAAAGAAUUGUUGAAUUUGAAGCUAAAA
Molecule: messenger RNA, 1475 nt
Organism: Amphimedon queenslandica
Lineage: Eukaryota; Metazoa; Porifera; Demospongiae; Haplosclerida; Niphatidae
Product: valacyclovir hydrolase-like
Exons: 1
Coding region: 515-1309 (264 amino acids)
Molecular function (GO): serine hydrolase activity
Source: RefSeq, a predicted model, not a curated record